AUGCCCAGCGAGGAGCGGCCCCGGGAGCGGCUGGCUGCCUACGGACCGCGCCACCUGAACAACACCGAGCUGAUUGCGAUCCUGCUGCGGACGGGCUCAGCGGGGGAGAACGUGAUCACGCAGUCGUCCCGGCUGCUGGCGCGCUUCGAUGGACUGCGAGGGCUGGGCAAGGCGAGCUUCGCCGAGCUGUGCGCCGAGCGGGGUCUGAGCGAGGCCAAGACCUGCCAGAUCCUCGCAGCGCUGGAGCUGGGACGACGCUUCGUGUCGCUGGCGCCUGAGGAGCGGCCGACCGUGAAUUGCCCGGAGGACGUGGUCAACCUGCUGUCAGCAGAGAUGUCGGUCCUGGAGCAGGAGCAUCUGCGCGUUCUGCUGCUCAACACCCGCAACGAGGUGAUGGGCAUCGAGGAGAUCUACAUCGGCAACGUCAACAGCUCGGUGGUGCGACCUGCCGAGGUGUUCCGGCCCGGCGUACGCGCCAACUCCACCGCGAUCCUGGCGGUACACAACCACCCGUCGGGAGACCCGACACCCAGCGGCGCCGACGUUUCGAUCACCCGCGACCUGGUGGAGGCGGGCAAGCUGCUGGGAAUGGAGCUGCUCGACCACCUGGUCAUCGGCAGCGGCCAGCGCUUCGUGAGCAUGAAAGAGGCGCGGCUGGGAUUCAGCUAG
Geodia barretti is the source of this 669-nucleotide messenger RNA. NCBI's taxonomy places the organism in Eukaryota, Metazoa, Porifera, Demospongiae, Tetractinellida, Geodiidae. The record is from the annotation of a GenBank genome assembly.